AUGCUGCUCGCCGUCGUCGUUGUCGCCGUCGCCGUCGUCGCCGCGUCGCGCCACGACGAUCCGUCAGUGGCGGCGCACGUCGUGCAGCGGAUUCAGCGCGACGAGGCGCGCCUCAUCGAGCGCCUACGCGUCGACGAAGCGCUUCUCGACAUCAUCGACGGUGCGCGCCGCCGCGCGCGUCGCACACCCGACGAGGAGAAGCAUCGAUUGUGCGGUCAGAAGGUGCUCGUCGCGAUACGCAAAGUCUGUCCCGAUGGGUGUACGGCGUUGAGGAAGCGAAGCGGUAAGCCAAUUCCCCGGCCAACCUUUAAUCUCCCAAAUUUCUACAGUGCUAGUGAAGCGGAGCAACGACAAGUUGGCGACGACGUGCUGCACGGCAAAAUGCUCAAUGAGCCAAUUAAAGGCGCAUUGCUGCCCGUGAAGGUGGCGGCGGCGGCGGCGGCGAAUCGGCAUGAGACGAUUUACCUCCUCAACAUUUUGGUGUAUAUGCCGAAAUUGAUGAGCAUUCGCAGUUAUCGGUAUCCGAAUUCGAUUCGUGAAGAAUUUGACGGCAAUCUCACAAUCACAUAUUUCACAUUUACGAUGACUAUUCGAAUAAGCGCCAACGACGAUAAUAAGAUCACGUUCGAAUCGAUUUCGAUCACCGGCUGCGAGGUCAACUUCAUUUCGACGAUUCGCAACACCAUGAGAACUAUAAUGUCGUACGAGGAGAUGAAUUGA
Molecule: messenger RNA, 720 nt
Organism: Caenorhabditis bovis
Lineage: Eukaryota; Metazoa; Nematoda; Chromadorea; Rhabditida; Rhabditidae
Source: the annotation of a GenBank genome assembly